GGUUAUGUUGACUCUUGUUUCCUUAAAAUAAGCUUUAUUGGCGCCUUCUAGAAAACACCGUCACUCGAUUCCUGUAGAUUUUCCGAUAAAUGUCCAGUCAAAUUCGUAGGUACGAAUCAGAAUUUUCCAGUAAAACCCUAAAAACAAUUUCCCGAGAAUAGAAUGUCGUCGUGGUAGUGGUAUGUAUUAUUUUCUUCGGUAGUAAAACCCUAAAAACAAUUUUCUCUUCAAUUUUUCAUAUUACUCUUCACUUCCAGUAAUGGAAUCAAGACGUAGAGCUAUUCUCAGUGCGGCUUCUAGCGGUGAACUUAACCGACUCAAGGAAUUACUUGCAAAAUGUGAUGAUGGAAGAGGACUAGCAAACACAGCGAGGAAUGUUAAAGAUGAUGAUGGAGCAGGAGUUAUUCACUUUGCUGCUGCAAAAGGGCACUUAAAUGUUGUCGAAUACUUGAUUGAGGAAUUGGGACUUGAUGUCAAUACCAAAGAUGAAAAAGGUGAAUCUCCAAUGUUACUUGCAACAAUAGGUGGGAAUAUGAACACUGUUGAUUACCUACUUAAAAAGGGUGCUGAUCUUAAGAUGGCGAACAACGUUGGUUAUAGUCCUUUGCAUUGGGCUGCUAAAAAAGGAUACACAGAGAUACUUACCAGAUUACUUUCAAGAGGUGCUGAUGUGAAUGUUCUAAGUGAUAACGGCACACCCCUACGUGAGGCUUCGGGCCAACCCGAGGCGGUGAAAAUUUUGUUGGACCAUAAUGCAAAUCCUAAUUUGGUAUCUAGCCGUUUAUUGACACCACUGAUGGGAUCUAUUGUAUCCCUUCUACCCCAAUCAUUACGAUGCGUUGAGCUUUUACUUGAGGCUGGUGCUGACCCAAAUGUUGGAUCAUAUGGAGAAACACCUCUUAUAGCUGCAGCAAAUGAUGGAUCAACAGAAAUCAUCAAGCGCUUAAUUCAAGCUGGUGCUAAUCCAGAAGUUACAAAUUAUCUUGGACUCACCCCAUUAGAAAUUGCCGCACUCAUUGGUAAUCAUCAUGGUGUUGAGAUUCUUUUCCCGGUUACUUCUCGUAUUUCGGGAUAUAUCGACUGGAGCGCUAGUGGAGUAAUUGCACAUGUACAGUCUGAUCAAGCUAAAGAACAGAGGAAACUGAAAGCCAAGGAGAAGUUUCACGAGGCGAAGUUAAGCGGCACAGAUGCAUUUAAGAAACAGGACUAUUUUAAGGCAAUAGUUUGCUACUCGCAGGCAAAUAAUUUUGAUCCGUAUGACACAAAUGUACUUUCUAACCGGAGUAUGAGUUGGGCCCGCGUGAAAGAAGGGCAGAAGGCUUUAGAAGAUGCCAAUGAAUGCAUAUUGCUAAGGCCAGAUUGGCCCAAGGCAUACUAUAGGGCUGGUGUGGCAUACAACUUACUAAAAAGGUACAGUGAUGCAGAAAAAGCCUUCCUUGCCGGUUUGGAGUUGAGUCCUAAUAAUCAAGAACUCAAAGAUGCAUACAGGAAAGCUGUUGAAGCUCAGAAAUGAACUAUAUCUGGAAGAAGAUGGCUAUGGCACUUUUUUGACAACUUUCUUAUUCUUAGGUUGCCAUCUUUCUGAAAACACAAGGCCUUACCUGUUUCCAUGCUUUUCCAUCUUGGAACCUCGAGAGGAAUUCAUACAUUUUGUGCAAGCGUAUCAGUUUGAUGGUGGAAGUAUUAAUGUCUAACUUCAAGUUGUAAGAUCUAGAAUCAUAUCAUGUUGAAUACAUCCCACAUCCCACUUUCGUGUACAGUCACCUCAUUUAAUAUAGGGUUUUUGGAUAAAGUACCCCUACUUUUAACUUUACAUUAAAAAAAUGUCCCGUUUUUUUUCCUUCUA
Papaver somniferum (opium poppy) is the source of this 1846-nucleotide messenger RNA. RefSeq names its product ankyrin-1-like. NCBI's taxonomy places the organism in Eukaryota, Viridiplantae, Streptophyta, Magnoliopsida, Ranunculales, Papaveraceae. The transcript has 12 exons. The record is from RefSeq and is a predicted model, not a curated record. Gene Ontology annotation, molecular function: protein binding. Bases 260 to 1513 code for a protein of 417 amino acids.